AUGGCGACGCACAAAAAAAGCGGCAAAAAACCGAAGGAAGGUACCCUGUCAGUGGCCGACCUCCUCGCAACGCCUAGACCUCAUGUAAGCAAAGAUGGCGGCGGCCAGAUAAGCGCGGGCUCCCCAGACUCCCCGAGCAACGGAGAGCACAG
Molecule: messenger RNA, 152 nt
Organism: Pelobates cultripes (western spadefoot toad)
Lineage: Eukaryota; Metazoa; Chordata; Amphibia; Anura; Pelobatidae
Source: the annotation of a GenBank genome assembly